Molecule: messenger RNA, 1250 nt
Organism: Spodoptera litura
Lineage: Eukaryota; Metazoa; Arthropoda; Insecta; Lepidoptera; Noctuidae
Source: RefSeq, a predicted model, not a curated record
ACAAACAUUAUUAUUUCAAUUACUUGGUAUUACGUUAAAAAUAAGAUGAAAAGGGCUUUAGUGCUUGCUUUUGACGAAAGAUAUGACUAGAAAUUUACGCUAGUUCGUCGUCCGAGGUGGAUUCGAGUGAGAGAAGAACAUUUCGACACUCUUGAUGAUAAAGAUUUUACAACAAGAUUUCGUCUCACAAAACCAACAGUUCUAUGUGUAUUGGAGUCUAUUGAAGAUAAAUUAGAAUUUCCUACAAAUAUAAAUAGUAGUGUGUCUCCCAUCAAUCAGUUACUAUGCGCUCUGCGUUUCUAUGCGACUGGAUGCUAUCAAAUGACAGCUGCUGAUUUAUGUGGAUUUAGUACAUCUACUGCCCAUAGAAUUGUACACAGAGUCAGUGCUGCUAUUGCCUCACUCCGACCGCGCCAUAUUUACUUUCCUGAAUUACCAGAUGAAAUACGCAAAACACAAAUUGAAUUUUCCAAAAGAGCUAAAUUCCCAUAUGUUAUUGGUGCUAUAGAUUGCACACAUGUAAAGUUUAUCAAGUCACCAGGUGGCGAAAAUCCAGAGAUAUUCCGUAACCGGAAAAACUACUUUUCUUUAAACGUUCAAGCCAUCUGCAAUGCAAAAUUGGAAUUUACAGAUGUGGUCUCUCGUUGGCCAGGAAGCACACAUGACUCAUAUAUCUUCAACAACUGCUAUAGACGGGCAUUGUUUGAUCAGGGACACUAUGGAAAUGCUGUUCUUGUAGGAGACGCAGGUUAUGCGUGUAACAGUUACAUGAUGACUCCAUUAGAACAAUGCAGUAAUGGUCCAGAAGACUUAUAUAAUGAGUCUCAUAUUAGAACGAGGAAUUGUAUAGAAAGAGUAUUUGGAUUAUGGAAAAGACGUUUCCCAGCCAUGGCUAUGGGGUUGGGAGUUUCUGUGCAGAAUAGCUUCCCAAUCAUCAUUGCUACUGCUGUACUACACAAUAUUGCAAGAAGAAGUGGUGAAGUCAUACCUCCUAAUGACAACCAAAUUAUAAAUCCAGAUUCUUGGGAUGCAUUAAUAACUCAGGGUGAUAUUAGCAGUGAAAAUAUUAAUAUAGGACAAUCAUACAGGACAAAUCCAAAUUAUAGAAGACGUAAUGAACUUAUCACAAACUACUUUGGACGGUGAGUUGACAGUUGUAUGUAAUCAUUACUAUAUCAUUACGCUUUUUAUCCCUGAAGCGGUAGGCAGAGGUGCACAUCACGGCACUUAAUGCCACUGUACAAUGAAAC